UUCUUUAAAUAUAGCGGAAAUAACGCCUAAAAUAAUUUUAGAUAGAAUUCGUUCUUUUACAAAAUUAUUAAGUAUAAAUAUAUUAAUACUUUUCUAGUUAACAAUUUUGUUUAAACUUUAUUUUUUCCCUCAAAAAAAAAAAACUCAAACCUAUCACUCAUACAAACUGUAAUUGAUAUGCCUUUAUUAAUAAUUUAUCUAUUCUAAUUGUUAAAGUAAGUAAUGUAUAUAAUAUACAGUGACUCUCAAAAACAUUCGUACACUACACACUACAGAAUGACUAAUUUUAUGGUUCUAUGUUGUUUAUAAAGCAAUCGCCCUGGUUAUUUUUUUAAUAAUAUGAAAACAUAUAAUUUAUUUGGUAAAUUCACAUACAUUGCAUAGUAAAAGUUGCCGAAGAAAAUAACGCCGUACUUUCAGUUCACAAAAAUAUUCGGACAUAUUUUAUAUUUAUCUGUUUAUCUCCUUCUGGCAACCCGAUAUUCCAAGAAAGCAGAAAAAUCUCUAUUUCUCAAUAGUAAAAAUGACCUCGUCCAAAAUGAGUCGCAAAAGAAAUAAUACGGCAUUCAACAUGCUGCAAUUUAUAAUUUUCCACCAGAAAAAGGGAAGAACCUAUCGUGAAACUGAUGCUAUGCUCCAUAUAAGCAAAAAUAUUGUUGCAGAUAUCAUUCAACGAUUUUAUUUCGAGGAUCACAUUGAAUAUAUUCCACAAACUGGAAGACUAAGUCUCUUAAGUACAAAGGAGAAAAACAGAAUUAUUCAAAAGGGAAAGAAAAUCCGCAAAUAAAUGCCCCAAAAAUAGUUAGUGAGGUAUUAGAAGCAAGCUACAAAAACGUUUCGAUUGGAACAGUUCAAAGAAUUAUCAGACAAGCUGGAAACAAUGGAACAGUAGUCAGAAAACAAUUUUUUAUGAAUGAGAAUAGGGAGAAACAAGUCAAUUUUAUAAAAGAGCUAAUUUCUAAGAAUGAUUCAUGGUGGAAAGAUGUAGUAUUUAUUAACAAAAGCAAAUUCAACCUUUAUAAUUCUGAUGGAAGAACUUUGGUAUGGCAAAAACUGAUUAAAAAAUUCUACUUUAAAAGUACAAGAGGUACAGUGAAACAUAGGGAAGCUAGUGUAAUGGUCCAGGGCUGUAUUUCAUCAUACGAAGUUGAAAACUUGAUGACAACAUUAUGGAUAAAAAUCUUUACUUAAGCAUAUGUAAAAACAAUUUAGUUCAAAAUGUCAAAAAAAAAAAAAAAAAAAAAAAAAAAAAAAAAAAAAAAAAAAAAAAAAAAAAAAAAAAAAAAAAAAAAUAGGAAUUCAUAAUAGAAUUAAGUUUUAUCAGGACAAUGACAAAGCAUGCAUAUAUAGUACAUUCAUAAGGUGAAUUACAUAGAAUAAUUUGGAAAACUACAAUUUUUUCAAUAGUCGAAUUAGAACAAUGACUCGAAAAUGAAUGGUCAUAUGUAACUGUAGAAUAUUUAAAAAAAAGUGUAAAUAAUAUGUCAAACAGAUUAAAACGUGUUCUAAAAUAAAAUGGUUUCUCAUCAUGAGGUAUUAAAAUUAUUUUGUGAUAGUGAAUUAUAUUAAAUAAAUGAUAAAAAUAAUUCUUAUUAAUAAUAAUAAAUGAUCUGUUAUUAAAAAACUAACCAGGGCGAUUGCCUUAUAAAUAACUGAAAUAUCAAGCCAUGAAGUUAGUCAUAUUGUAAUAUUAUCAUAGUAAUCAUCCAAAUAUUUUUGGGAGUCACUGUAUUAAAUCUAUGUUUUGACUUUACACAGUUUUUAUUAUAUAUGUUGGGUUUGUCGGGUUGGCACUGGUUCUUGGGGUACGUUGCGUAUCUUCAUUAGGACAAGUCAUUGUAAUAGUUCAAAGAGGUUUAUAUUUACAGUGAUAUGUACAAGAGUUGAUUUAACAGGGUUUAACAAUUAAACGUGAUUAUAAGACACUCUUAAAGUAAAGAUAAUGUUCUUAGGUUCAAACGAAUCCACGGUCAAUGGGAUAACUCUUUAUACAAUUGGAUAUGUGUUGAUACUCAAAAUGACGUUAGCUGUGACAUACGGUAUCUUUCAGACUGACAGACUGACGUUGUGUGUAAACUCUCCAAGGUGAUCAUAAGAAUAAAAGACUGACACGAUCACAUUUGUCAAUUGCAUAUCGAUCGGGGUUAUCAACAAAAUUCCAAGCGCCGUUACUAGGCAGACUCGCGUAGAGUCGUCAUUGCUCCUGCCUCGGAACUUGUUUGUUAAUACAACGUGUGUCCCUCAAUAUUGGUACUUCUACUGUUAAGUAAAACGUUCAUCCCGUGACCGUGGCUACGUUCGGUGACCAGUUGUGUCACCUCGACCACAAGCCCACUAUUAUAAUUCUAUAAUGAACAGCUAUAACAAACAGUUUAGACCAAAGUAUUGGGAAUCUUCCCAAAAUUCCAAAAGAAAGGCCCAUUAUCCCUACAUCUCCGAUAUAUAUAUUGAAAUUUGAGUAGAGAAAAAGGGAAACUAUAUACCUGCAUUGCGGACUUAAAAGCAGCAUUCAAGGCUAAAUAGAGAGAAAUUGGAGGAGAAAAUGAGAAAAAUGGGGAUUAGUGAAAAACUAAUUUGAAGGAUAAAAGAGCUGUACGCAGAAAUAAAGAAUGUGGUGAGAAAAGAAUUUUGGACAGUGAGGGGAGUCAAACAAAGGUGCCCGUUGAGCCCGACAUUAUUCAAAAUCUAUGUGACAGGACUGGAAGAAGAGAUAAGGAAAGGACAAGCCGGGGGAAUAGUGGAAGGAGAAAGAAAGGUAUGGUCAUUGACAUAUGCAGACAAUAUUGUGCUGAUGGCGGAUAGAGAAGAGGAGCUAAAGGAAAUGCUAAAGAAAUUCAAAAAAAUUUUAAAGGAAACCGAAUUGGAACUGAGCACGGAAAAGACCAAGUAGACAUAGUAGUUUUUGGAAAAAGAAAGAACAAGAGAAGACAAAGAAAAUGGAAAUGGGGAGAGCGAGAAUUAGAAAAAGUGGAUGAGUUAAGAUACCUAGGGUACAUACUACAGAAAAACGGCAGUCAUGAGAAACACAUACAAGACAGGAAAAAGAGAGCAACAAUAGCAACGAAGAAAACAUGGAGCGUGGGAGAACGGAUUUUCAAACAGGACUACAAGAGGAGAAUGAAGAUGUUUAGAGCACUGGUAGAGAGCGUGGCGCUGUUUGGAACAGAGGUAUGGGGCUGGAACAUGGAAGAAAGACUGGAUAGAAUACAAAGAAGAUAUGUGAAAUUGAUCUUAGGUUUAGAUAUGACAACACCAAAUUAUAUAUUGGUAGAAGAAUGCAAGCUAACAGAAAUCAAAGAAAAAGCAUUAAGAAGAGCAGCAAGGUAUGAAGGGAAAGCCAUAGAAUCAAAAAAGGAACUAGUAAAGGAGUGCAUAAAGGAAAGAAAGAGAAACUGGGGAAAUGGUCAAGAAGGGAAAAGAGCAAGAAGGAGAAAGAAGAGACUAGAAGAUGUGAGAAAUGAAGGGACACAGAUGGAAGCAAGAGAAGAGCAAGGAAGGAUGACAGUAGACCAAAUUAUAGAAGAAAGAAGAAAGAGAGAAGCAGAAGAGAGGGAGAAAAGGAUAAGGGAAUCCAAAUAUAAUAUACAUUACAGAAAUAUCGCCAAAGAAGAAUUACCAAAGUACUUAGAAGGGUGGAUGAAGUGGAAGUAUAGAAGGCAAGAUUCACAUGUGGGAACGAGACCAAAGCAGGGGAAUACUGGAAAGAAGGGGGAGAAAAAAGAUGCAGACUAUGUAGAAGAAAAGAAGAAGACCUGAGACAUGUAAUAGAAGAAUGUGAAAUAAUGGGAGGACCAAAGGACACAGAAAAAAUACUAAAUGAGACUGGAGAAGGACUAACAGAACUAAAAACAAUAAUGGAGAAAAGAAGGGCAAUACAAGAUGGGGAGGAACGACAAUAAGGAAGCACAGCAAGGAGGCAAAAGCCCAAAAGUUGCUGCAGUUUUAGAGACAGAAUAAUUAAGGGAGUGCAAUAUAAUAGAGUGGAUAAGAAGGGAGGUAGAUAUAUAAGAAGCGAAAUAGGUAAACGAGAUGUAAAACCAAAAGCUUGUCCAAAGCUGAAAGGCACAGACUAAGUAAUAAUAAAUAAAUAAAUAAUAUAGUAUAUGAUAUUUUAAUUUUCUUAAAAUUAAUGUCUUUUAUAUUUAUAAAAAAAAUUAUUUUCUUUUACUUUGUACAUAUGUAUUACACUUUUCAUUGUUAUAUUAAAAGCAAUAUAUAAUAUUUUUUAAACAUAAAUAAGAAAUAUAUUGUUAAAAACAA
Messenger RNA from Bombus huntii, 4260 nucleotides. Its product is annotated as chromatin assembly factor 1 subunit A-like. The transcript is spliced from 2 exons. The record is from RefSeq and is a predicted model, not a curated record. NCBI's taxonomy places the organism in Eukaryota, Metazoa, Arthropoda, Insecta, Hymenoptera, Apidae. The coding region runs from base 3118 to 3756 and encodes 212 amino acids.